AUGGGACACUGUUAUGAGAAGGCAAGCAAUUAUCCAGAUGCCAAUGAGUUUGCUGCUUUGCUCGAGACCCAUGAUCUGGUCCUCUUGAAUGGAUGGAUUCGUUUGAAGCUACAGCACACCUUCACAGGGGCCAAACAUCAAUCCAUUAUUGAUUUUGUCAUCACUCGCAGGCAUCAUGCGGAUGGGCCUGCCAGAAAGGCUCGCACGAUUCCACGUAUCAAUUUCAGUCCAUGGCGCAUGGGUGGCAGGCACUUGGCAGUUGGAGCCACUCUACCUCUUCACCCAGGCUGGACGAGCUCUUCUCAAAGACACCCUCCGGUGCAAGCUAAGUAUGAUAAGAUCCAGUUAGAUCAUGAGGCCAGACAUGGAGGAGAUCGAAUUGCUGCUCUACGCGAGGCAAUGCAGGCAUACUUCCAAAGCCACGCCUCAGCCACUUUGGAGCAAGUCAAUGAUCAUAUGCUCUCACAGGUUUCAAGACUGUUUCCUCGGCGCUCGACGGCACCAGUGCAGCGAGCUUGGAACAAUCCACAAGUGCGAGGAUCGGUGACAGCAAUGUGGCAGGCCAGGGCACGUCUUCGCAACAUCUGGAGCAUCACUUACACACGAUUGCGAUACAGCAUGGAGGCCUUCAAACGACAUCGAGCCUUCAUGCAGGCCUAUCGUCUUCUGAAGCAAAACGGUCGCCAGGCAAGGCGAGCUCUACUCACGAAUGAGCUAGCAGCAGCGGCGGAGGCAGCACAGCGCAAUGACUCUGGUCAGCUGCACAGGAUCAUUAGACGCCUGGCCCCAAAGAGUAAACGCGUGCAGGUUCGCAUCCAUGGUCCCAAUGGAGAAAUGCUAAGAGACGCAGCUGAACACGAGGCCAUUGUGGAAUACUUUGAGGAUCUGUUUCAGUCUCAGCAGGCCUCGAUGCACAUCAGCCCUGGUACAGAUACAGCUCCUCAGGUCACUGAGAAAGAUGUCUAUGACUCGCUUUGCCUCACCAAGUACGGGAAGGCAGUUCCACCACAGGCAGCACCGUCCAGUGCAAUCAAAUGCUGUGCGGAUAUUCUGGCUCAGGCUCGUCUGCCGGCAGAUUGGGUGCAGAAUCAUUUAACGCUCUACGCGGACGACUCCCACGCCAGCUUUGAAAUCAGUAGCACGGAUGACAUCAUUCGCUCAAUGCACAUUAUCAAAUGCGUCUUUGAAGUGUAUCGGGAGCACGGGAUGUGUGUCAACCCCCUGAAGUCGGGCGUGGUGCUUGGGGUCCGUGGAUUGAAAGCAACUGAGCUGCUGAACAAACACCUCCAAGGCACGGGGGAUAGGCAAUGUUUGGUCAUCGGCCUUGGUAAGGGUGAACUUCGAAUCCCGGUCAAAACCAGCAUGACUUACUUGGGCAUAU
Symbiodinium necroappetens is the source of this 1381-nucleotide messenger RNA. NCBI's taxonomy places the organism in Eukaryota, Dinophyceae, Suessiales, Symbiodiniaceae. The record is from the annotation of a GenBank genome assembly.